Hippoglossus stenolepis (Pacific halibut) is the source of this 1436-nucleotide messenger RNA. RefSeq names its product mediator complex subunit 4 (gene med4). The record is from RefSeq and is a predicted model, not a curated record. NCBI's taxonomy places the organism in Eukaryota, Metazoa, Chordata, Actinopteri, Pleuronectiformes, Pleuronectidae. The coding region runs from base 68 to 829 and encodes 253 amino acids. Gene Ontology annotation, cellular component: core mediator complex; mediator complex. Gene Ontology annotation, molecular function: transcription coregulator activity. Gene Ontology annotation, biological process: regulation of transcription by RNA polymerase II. The transcript is spliced from 7 exons.
GCGGGUCUUGCAGCGAAGAGGAGGAAGCGUCACUUCCUGUCCUGCGCAGAAGCGACGGGACACCAACAUGGCGUCGGCGGCGGAGAAGUCAACGAAAGAGCGGCUGCUGACGGUGGUGGAGGACUUAGAGGUUCUGUCCCGGGAGCUGAUCGAGAUGUUGGCUCUGUCCAGGAGCCAGAAGCUGCCUCAGCCCGGAGAAGACGUCCAGAUCCUGCAGCUGCUGGUGCAGAGGGACCGGGAGUUCCAGGAGCUGAUGGAGGUGGCUCAGCAGCAGGGGACGGUGCACCAGGAGAUGCAGCUGCUGGAGAAGGAGGUGGAGAAGAGAGACAGCGACAUCCAGCAGCUCCAGAAGCAGCUGAAGGAGGCCGAGCACAUCCUGGCCACUGCUGUUUACCAGGCAAAAGAGAAACUCAAAUCUAUUGACAAAGCCAGGAAAGGAAGUAUCUCAUCAGAAGAAAUCAUCAAGUAUGCUCACAGAAUCAGCGCCAGUAACGCCGUGUGUGCUCCUCUCAACUGGGUACCAGGUGAUCCACGCCGACCGUACCCUACUGACCUGGAAAUGCGCAGCGGGAUGCUGGGUCACAUGGCCAACAUGCCGACCAAUGGCGUGAACGGACAUCUGCCUGGUGAUGCUCUGGCUGCUGGAAGGUUACCAGACGUCCUGACGCCUCACUACCCCUGGCAGUCCUCGGACGUCUCCGUGGGAAUGCUGCCUCCUCACCACGGCAACGACUUCGGCCUUGAGCCCCCUGGUCAUAACAAGGAGAACGAGGACGAUGUGGAGGCCAUGUCGACAGAUUCCUCCAGCAGCAGCAGUGAUUCUGACUGACUGUGUGUGUGUGUGUGUGUGUGUGUGUGUGUGUGUGUGUGUGUGUGUGUGUGUGUGUGUGUGUGUGUGUGUGUGUGUGUGUGUGUGUGUGUGUGUGUGUGUGUGUGUGUGUGUGUGUGUGUGUGUGUGUGUGUGUGUGGUCACCACUGAGCAACAUCUGGUCAAACCUCUCUUCACCUCUGAGACUCCAACAUGUUAAAGCACAUGAGACCAAAUGAUUUGAUGUGACUGAGCAGCUGUAGCUUUAUAUUUACUGCAGAGUUAAGAGCCUGAUCAGUCUGAACUGAGUGAAAGUGUCAAACUGCUCCUGUAAAGAGCUUCAGAGACGUCGGCUUCCUACAAACCAGAGCAGCUUAAUGUCUUUUGUUAUUUUUCUGUUUCAUUUGUUUCUAUUGUUUAGACAGUUUGGUUUAAAGUGAAUGGAAACAAAGUGAGUCCUUCUCUUAUCGUCUACAUGGACAGAAUCCGUCUGAGUGACGUCAGGUCAGAGGUCUGUUCACUGCAGCCUGUAUGUUCUUAGUAUGAUGCAGAUACAUGGUGUUAUUUUACCUUUGUGUAAAUAAUCGUGUACAUACUCCUCCCUGUAAAUAAAUCCUACUUUUUAAAA